CACACCCGGCGGGUAGACGGGGCCCUCAUCCCCAGUCCUUGGGGACACCGUAACGGUGCAGGUUUUGCAGCUCGGGCAUGGUGAUGCCGGCCGAUCCACAUCCCACACCCGACCUCCCCGCACUGUGGGACCCCAUCCCCUCACCUGAUGCAAGAUAACCUUAUUAGUAACUCACCUGUCAUUCAUGUCACUUCAUAGCAUCUAGCUCCGCAACUGGAAAGUUAGGUCUGAGUCUACAUGUGUAAAUCGAUGAGUGACUUGUCGAGUGAAUUUGAAAAAUGGGACGCAUCUUCUAGCACGGGAUGAAUUAGAUAGUUUAGGAACUGUUAAUUUAGCUUUCAUUUCCAUUUCCUUUGUUUUCUUUCUUUUAAAAGAGCUUUUAAUUUGUGAUUUUUAUUUUGACCUUGGGCAUCAAUUCUCCCUUGCCCUCCACCAACUGAGAGGGAGGAUGCCUGAAACCCUGGCUCUGGUGUUAUGGAAUCAGUCACCUUUGAGGAUGUGGCGUUGGGGCUCCUCCAGGAGUGGACGUUGUUGGAUGGUGCUUGGCAGAACCUGUGCAGAUACGUGAUACUGGACAACUGCAGGACUCUGGCCCCCAGGGGGACUUCAUUGUGCACACCCAGUCUGGUCUCCCAGGUGGGACCAAGAGGAGAGCUGAGGGCAGGACAACAAAGGAUUCUCUGCACCAUGGCUGUGGAGUGGGAAUCUCAACUUAAAUCCAAAGAGUCUACUCCUGUGCAGGAUAUUUUGGAGGAAAAUUCAUCCCAUGAUAUGCAAAUGGGGUCAGGGCUGGACCUGAUGAGGCAGAUCAGGACCUUGACAGGAGAGAGUAGGACAUUGCCGGCUCCAGAGGACCAGUCAUCUCUGCGGGAGGCACCUUGGUCUUCCAGAUACGCAGGCCUGAAGGUGGCUAUGCAGAUUCAGAGGGUAGCCAUGCUGCAGCCUGCCCUGGGCCUCCUCGCCCCAUGGAUGACCGGGGGCUCCGCUCUGCCUGCUCAGGACCCUGCCUGGCUCCAGCAGGAGAGCACAGAGGAAGCAACUGUGGCUCCUGGGGUGCUGACCACCUUUCCACAGGAAGCUAUCACUUUUGCGGAUGUGGCUGUGUUGUUCACCCCGGAAGAAUGGAUGUUUCUAGACUCUACCCAGAGAAUCCUGUACAGAGAUGUGAUGCUGGAGAACUAUAGGAACCUGGCCUUUGUGGCAGGAAAUCAACUAUGCAAACCCAGUAUGCUUUCCCAUUUGGAUGAAAGAGAAGAGCUAUGUAGCACUAAAAGAGGAAUCUUCCCAGAAACCUGGCUAGAACCUCAACUACAACCCCAAGAAUCAUUUUCUCACCAAGAUAUUUUUGUGGAGCUUCCAUCCAUUGACAUGAAAAGGGAACAACCUCAGACUGGAGAAAAACCCUAUAAAUACAAUGAAGAUGGGAAACAUUUUAAUAGUAUCAAACCACUUUUUCAGUAUCAGAGAGUUCACACUGGAGGGGACUCCUAUGAAUGCCAAAAGAGUAGAAAGUCCUUCUUUCAAUCCACUCACUUAAUCAUACCUGAGAAAAUUUGUAGCAGAAACAAAACUUAUGCAUGUAACAAAUGUGAAAAGUCUUUCAGAUACAACUCUGACCUCAUCAGGCAUGAAAAAACCCAUACUGCAGAGAAAUGCUUUGAAUGUCAAGAAUGUAGGCAAGCUUUCAAGUAUUCCUCGAACUUGCGGCGGCACAUGAAAACACACACUGGAGAGAAACCUUUUGAAUGUAGUCAGUGUGGGAAAACUUUCACGAGGAACUUUAAUCUUAUUUUGCACCAGAGAAACCACACAGGAGAGAAGCCCUAUGAAUGUAAGGACUGUGGGAAAGCAUUUAAUCAGCCAUCUUCUCUGAGGAGCCAUGUGAGAACUCACACUGGAGAGAAGCCCUUUGGUUGCAGUCUUUGUGGGAAAGCCUUCAGAGAACACUCAUCGCUAAAAACACAUAUGCGAACUCACACUAGAGAGAAACCUUAUGAAUGCAGUCAUUGUGGGAAGCCCUUCCGCACAAGCACACAUCUGAACGUACACAAGAGGGUUCAUACCGGUGAGAAGCUUUAUGAGUGUGUGACUUGUGGUCAGGUUUUGAGCCGUCUGUCAACCCUCAAGAGUCACAUGCGUACUCACACUGGAGAGAAGCCCUACCCAUGUCAGGAAUGUGGACGAGCCUUUAGUGAGCCCUCAUCACUUAGGAAACAUGCAAGAACUCACACAGGCAAGAAGCCCUAUGCCUGUCAGGAAUGUGGACGAGCCUUUGGUCAGUCCUCACACCUUAUUGUACAUGUGAGAACCCACAGUGCAGGGAAACCAUAUGAAUGUAAUCAGUGUGAGAAAGCCUUCAGGCACAGUUCUUCACUCACCGUGCAUAAAAGGAUUCAUGCCAGGAGAGAAAAUGUUCAGAAUGAUGGCUUGCCUUUAUCAGUGUCUCAUCCAUAUAAUAAGUCUUUUGUUAAUUAACUUCUAGUUUAUAUAAUUAUUUGGGGCUCUUGUCAUUUUUUAUAAUUGUUUGACUUCAUGACAUGUUUGGAUAUUUAAUAUUUUCAUUUUGGCUUAAUUCUAAAUAUUGUCUUAAUUUCCCUCAUCACUAAUUCUUUGAUGCAUGAAUUAUUUGAAAUUAGAUUUUAAAUAACAAUACAUAGCUAUAUUUUUAUAGAGAAAUAAUUAACUAUAUUGCAAUUUAUAGACUUUACAUAUACAUUUGGGUGAAUUUGACUGAUGUAUACUUAUAUGUAACUAACGCCCUAUUCAUGAUACAAAAUGUCUAUCAUUCUGGAAAGUUGCUCCAUGUGUAUGGGUGUUUUAGUUGUCUUUCUGUUGUUGCUUUUUAAUACAAUUGCAUUUUCAACAGAGCAUAUGGUCUUUAUGUUAUUGCGUCUUAGGUAUUUGUUGAGAUUUGCUUUUAGGUCUAGUGUGGCAUGUCCUGCUAUUUACCAAAAUCAUCCCUUCUCCUUACAAAAGAACCCAAAUUUUCUGUUCCUAUUGGGAAGGUACACCAUUAAGUAACCUCCAUUUCCAGCUCUUCUCGCAGUUAAGGAAGACCAGAUCCCCCAGUUCUGUCAGUGUAUGAGAAGUCAUCAGGAUGUCAGUGUAGGGACCCAGGGAAGAUGUGGCAUAGGUACAUUUAACCAGCUUGCUCCAUUUCUUGCUUUUUGUACAGGAAGGCAGUGUCCAGAACUGAAAAGAGUAUGGCCAGAAAUGAAACCAUCCUGGCCCCCAGUUGGUAUCUGUGUGAUCUCUGUGUGGCAGUACCAACUCUGGGCUGUUUACUUGGGCAUCUUGUUAUAUGGAAAAUAUUUAUUUCUUUUUUUUUAAUUUUUUAAUUUAAAUUUUUUUUUAUAUUCCCCAUACAAUUACAACCCCCUUAAUAUAUAUUUCUUCAUGGUUUUUUUUUUUUUUUUUUUUGAUUGGGAGAGUAGAGAUGUGUUUGUUAUGUCUAAGAGUAAUCUCUUAACUGAUAUUUUUAGUAUAUGGUCAGUUUUAUAAAUGUUUCAUAUGUGGCUGAAAUGAUUGUAUUCUACAUAUGUCUACUAGACUGAGCAUCUUGUGUUUAAAAAUCUCUGCAUUUAUAAAUUUUGGUCUCUUAAGUCAGUUCAAGAUGCUAUAAACUGGAUGGCUAUAAACAGAAAUUUAUUUCUCACAGUUCUGGAGGCAGGGAAAUUCAAGAUCAAGGUGAACAGAUUUGAUUUUUGGUGAGGGCCCAUUUCAUGUUUAUAGAUGGCCAUCUUCUUGUGUCUCGCACAUGGCAGAAAGAGCAAGAGAGCUCUCUAGGGUCCCUAAGGACACUAAUGCCGUUCAUGAGACUCCAUCCUCAUGACUGAAUCACCUCCCAAAAGGCCCCAUCUCCUAAUACUAUCACCUUGGGGUUAGUGAAUGUGAUUCCCCAGCAUAUGAAUUUUGGAGGACACACAUUUAGCCCAUAGCAAUCUCUAAUCUGUCAUUUGUUAGAGAGCUCUGUUAAAUUCUCCUCCCAGGAUAAUGUAUUACUGAAUAAACCUUGUAAU
Talpa occidentalis (Iberian mole) is the source of this 4019-nucleotide messenger RNA. It is a transcript of the gene ZNF333, whose product is annotated as zinc finger protein 333. The transcript is spliced from 12 exons. The record is from RefSeq and is a predicted model, not a curated record. Lineage: Eukaryota; Metazoa; Chordata; Mammalia; Eulipotyphla; Talpidae. Bases 475 to 2475 code for a protein of 666 amino acids. Gene Ontology annotation, biological process: regulation of transcription by RNA polymerase II. Gene Ontology annotation, molecular function: DNA-binding transcription factor activity, RNA polymerase II-specific; RNA polymerase II cis-regulatory region sequence-specific DNA binding.